Neofelis nebulosa (Clouded leopard) is the source of this 4588-nucleotide messenger RNA. It is a transcript of the gene JPH2, whose product is annotated as junctophilin 2. Gene Ontology annotation, cellular component: plasma membrane; endoplasmic reticulum membrane; junctional membrane complex. The record is from RefSeq and is a predicted model, not a curated record. The transcript is spliced from 6 exons. Bases 793 to 2847 code for a protein of 684 amino acids. Lineage: Eukaryota; Metazoa; Chordata; Mammalia; Carnivora; Felidae.
CCAGGGACGCUGGAGGUGGAAGGGAGCUCAUACCCAGGGGAAGAAAAGCCACCAAACUGUCCCAGCUGCCUACACUUAGUUCUCCGCUGCCCUUCCUUGCCCCUCCAGCCUCUCGGCUGGGUCUGGAGCACUAGCCCAAUUUGAAACACCCCUCCCGCUUCGAAGGAGGCUGGGCUGGCCAGGGGGUUAUUUUGGGAGCAGCCUCAGAGAUCCAAUGGCCUUGUUAGGGCAACACUGACCUUUCCGUCCCAGGAGGAGGGCAGGAUUGGAGAGGGGCGGGGCAGCGGCUGGGAGAUGGACAGCCCCGCACACCCACUGGGUGGAGAAGGGGGCCAGCCGGCUGCAGGAAUUCAGCCUCGGGCUGGGGGCUGUCACCAAGGAGGAAUUUCUCCACUUUGAAACAGACUGGGGACCCCUCCACCCCACCCCUUUCACUGUGCUUCUUAAAGGGAUCACACCGUUUUUCCUUUGACUCCAGGGAAGCCAGACUUGGGACGCUCUAUGGAGACUUUGAAUCUUGCCCUCCUGCUUCCUUCCCAACUGGCAGCCUUCCUCUGGCUGGUUGAGUGGGGGCCUCCCAGGCAUGGCACUGACCAGCCGACCCAGUGCUGAUUUGGCUCCUGGGCUCAUUCAGUCUCUGGUGGCAUCUUGCUUUCCCCCUCCUGGGGCACAGUGGUGAGUCAGGGGCGUCCAGCCCUGAGUGUGCUUGGAGAGUGUCGCUGGCACCACCCCCCCCAUCACCCUCUCUCUCCCACGCUGGAGGACGGUGAGGUUGUCAGGGGCUACGAUGAGAUGAGUGGGGGCCGCUUUGACUUUGAUGAUGGCGGGGCGUACUGUGGGGGCUGGGAGGGGGGAAAGGCCCAUGGACAUGGACUGUGCACCGGCCCCAAGGGCCAGGGCGAAUACUCGGGCUCCUGGAACUUUGGUUUCGAAGUGGCGGGCGUCUACACCUGGCCCAGUGGGAACACCUUCGAGGGAUACUGGAGCCAGGGCAAACGGCAUGGGCUGGGCAUAGAGACCAAGGGACGCUGGCUCUACAAGGGCGAGUGGACACACGGCUUCAAGGGACGCUACGGAACCCGACAGAGCAGCAGCAGCGGUGCCAAGUAUGAGGGCACUUGGAACAAUGGCCUGCAGGAUGGCUACGGCACGGAGACCUAUGCAGAUGGAGGGACCUACCAGGGCCAGUUCACCAACGGCAUGCGCCACGGCUACGGCGUGCGCCAGAGCGUGCCCUACGGGAUGGCCGUGGUGGUGCGCUCGCCGCUGCGCACGUCGCUCUCGUCCCUGCGCAGCGAGCACAGCAACGGCACGGUGGCCCCGGACUCGCCCGCGUCGCCCGCCCCCGACGGCCCGACGCCGCCCCCGGCCGCCAUCCCGCGCGGCGGCUUCGCGCUCAGCCUGCUGGCCAACGCCGAGGCGGCGCGGGCGCCCAAGGGCGGCGGCCUCUUCCAGCGGGGCGCGCUGCUGGGCCGGCUGAGGCGCGCGGAGUCGCGCACGUCGCUGGGCAGCCAGCGCAGCCGCGUCAGCUUCCUCAAGAGCGACCUCAGCUCCGGCGCCAGCGACGCCGCGUCCACCGCCAGCCUGGGCGAGGGCGCCGAGGGCGCGGAGGGCGCCGACGAGGCCGCGCCCUUCGAGGCCGACAUCGACGCCACCACCACCGAGACCUACAUGGGCGAGUGGAAGAACGACAAGCGCUCGGGCUUCGGCGUGAGCGAGCGCUCCAGCGGCCUCCGCUACGAGGGCGAGUGGCUGGACAACCUGCGCCACGGCUACGGCUGCACCACGCUGCCCGACGGCCACCGCGAGGAGGGCAAGUACCGCCACAACGUGCUGGUCAAGGGCACUAAGCGCCGCGUGCUGCCGCUCAAGAGCAGCAAGGUCCGCCAGAAGGUGGAGCACAGCGUGGAGGGUGCCCAGCGCGCCGCCGCCAUCGCGCGCCAGAAGGCCGAGAUCGCCGCCUCCAGGACAAGCCACGCCAAGGCCAAAGCUGAGGCAGCGGAACAGGCCGCCGUGGCUGCCAACCAGGAGUCCAGCAUUGCCCGCACUUUGGCCAGGGAGCUGGCUCCAGACUUCUACCAGCCAGGUCCGGAGUAUCAGAAGCGUCGGCUGCUGCAGGAGAUCCUGGAGAACUCGGAGAGCCUGCUCGAGCCCCCGGAGCGGGGCCCAGGAGCCGCGGGCCCCCAGCAGCGGACCCGCGAGAGCCCGCAGUUGCACGAGCACGAGCCCCCCGGGCCCGAGGGCGGCCCCCCGUCGCCAGCCGGGACGCCCCCGCAGCCCAAGCGGCCCCGCCCGGGGGCCACCAAGGACCGCCCCGCGAGCCCGGGCGCCUGGAACGGGGAGCCCGGCGCCGAGGGCGCGGGCCGCCGCAGCCCCGCGCGGCCGGCCACCGAUCACAUGGCCAUCGAGGCGCUGCAGCCGCCGCCCGCGCCGUCGCGCGAGCCCGAGGUGGCGCUGUACCGGGGCUACCACAGCUACGCCGUGCGCACCGCGCCGCCCGCGCCGCCGCCCUUCGAGGACGAACCCGAGCCCGAGGCCUCCGGGCCCGACUCCGCGCCGCCGUCGCCGGCCGCCGCCCCAGUGCGGGCCCCCGAGCCCGCGCCCAACUCCCCCGCCAAGCUGGAGCCCAAGCCCAUCGUCCCCAAAGCCGAGCCCAAGGCCAAGGCCCGCAAGACCGAGGCCCGAGGGCUGACCAAGGCGGGGGCCAAGAAGAAGGCUCGGAAGGAGGCGGCGCAGGCAGCGGAGGCCGAGGUGGAGGUGGAGGAGGUCCCCAACACUGUCCUCAUCUGCAUGGUGAUCCUGCUUAACAUCGGCCUGGCCAUCCUCUUCGUUCACCUCCUGACCUGACCCUUGUCUAACAGAGGAGUUCCUGCUGAGGAUGUGAGGACCCGUCUUUCUGCGCUGCCAGGCAGGGUGGCCAAGGAGGACUGGACUCUGGACCUGGAGCCCCGGGAUCCAGCUCACGUGCACACCACGUACAUUUUGGAGGCCUCCCGUGGCGCCUCUGCUGGGUGCCAAUGGUGCCCAGAGGAACAGAAUGUGCUGGGGAUCCUCCAGGAGCUCCGUGCCUGUGGCAGGGGAGGCCUCGAAGGAGGAGCCCCGGUCUCUUGAGCGCUCUUGUCCCUCGUCCUCAUCCAUUCCCUCGCCUUGCUGCCGGGGUCCCCCUUCCCUGAGCUUUCGUGUGUUUCGGGAGAAAUCACUGAACCAGGACAGUAAUAUAACUCCCAGCCCCUCUCCUUCCACCCCUCCCCUGCUUUGUUUUAACUUGCAGCAGAUCCCUGUGGUGGGCGAGCCAGAGAGCUGCCCACAGAGCAGAGGCCCUGCCUUCCGUGGUCUCCACGCAGCACCCACUCCGUCCCUUGCUUACAGAUAUUCUGGAUGACAACAGAGGAAACAGACACGCUCGGUUUGAGAACCCCGGGAUACGGUGCUCCUGUCUCCUCCCACCGGUCCAGCUAGCUUCCCUGCUGGACCCAUAGAGGAUGGGGAGAUGCAAGGCACUGGAGCCUUUAGCCGGGAGGCCGCUGACCAGGUGGCCCCGGGGUGGGGGUGGGAAGCAGGCAUAGGGGCAGUUAGGAUGGCCCCUGUUCUCUGGCGUGCCUGAGCCUGAGGCUGGCAUUGCGUUCAGGCUUCCAGUGUGCUCAGAGUGCUUAGGCUCACCCUCCAGGAGCCCCGGGGCUGCCACGAUAAAGCUAGCGGGGCACCCUGUGAAUUGGUGUGCCGCUUCCUUCACCAGGGCCCAUCGCCAGCUCAGGGGAGAGUGGGCAUGGAAGCCCUUGGAAGCCCAGGCAGAUUUCCCAGGGCGGACUCUGGGGCAGGUGCCGGAGACAGGCUUUUCCGGGGAGAGGAGAGCAAGUCUGGGGGCCCCGGUGGGUGCGGUCUGUUCGAUACUAAGCCCCUUGGCUUGCUUGGCAGAAGACGGUAUUUGCAUGUAGCUCAUUACAGAUGUUCUGAGCCACCCCAGGCCUCCGCUCCCUUGUGCUUGGGGGGCCGGGUGCAAGCCGAGGGCUCGCGGGGCCCCUGCACCUGGGAGGACAGAGGGAAAGGCUUCUAGGCCCCUCCAAACCCAGGGAGGAUUGUGGCAGUGGCGUCCAAGCAGAACUGCCUCGGCCGCUCCACAGCCUUUGUGUCUGUGGACUUGGGGCUUCGGUGCUGUAGUUGAACCUCGAGUUUGCUUCUGAUGAGAGGUCGGCUGUGCCUCUCCCCCUCAGUACUUGGGAAGCUUCCUCCAGCCCCACGCUGGCUGUUUUGAGGGCUCCUGACGUUGCACGGGGUGGUUGGAAUCUGGGACUGCAUUUCUCUGGAGGGGAGCCCGCAGAUUCCCCCGUCCUCAGGCGGCCCGAGGCUCUGCAUCUGUGUGUGGGCUUUUCUGGACUCCAAAGAGAUGACGGCUAGGCUGGGGGUGCUGCUAGGGCCGGGGGGCCCCGGGCCUCAGCUCUGAGACCACGGCCCGGGUUUUGGUCUGGCCCAGGGCUGGGGGCAAGCCUGCAGGCACCAGAGCUCCCAGGCCUACUUUUAGAGCUGGUGUUUGGGGUGACGGUUCAGGAUGCUGCGGUCUGUGGAAUAAUAAACCUGCAUCUGCUCGUGG